Biomphalaria glabrata is the source of this 2658-nucleotide messenger RNA. RefSeq names its product zinc finger protein ZFP2-like. Gene Ontology annotation, biological process: regulation of transcription by RNA polymerase II. NCBI's taxonomy places the organism in Eukaryota, Metazoa, Mollusca, Gastropoda, Planorbidae. Gene Ontology annotation, cellular component: nucleus. Gene Ontology annotation, molecular function: DNA-binding transcription activator activity, RNA polymerase II-specific; RNA polymerase II cis-regulatory region sequence-specific DNA binding. The record is from RefSeq and is a predicted model, not a curated record. The transcript is spliced from 5 exons. The coding region runs from base 363 to 2348 and encodes 661 amino acids.
GUGAUGAACCAUUGUCCUUAGCAUCAAGACUACUGGCUAUGUCAAACAAGGCAGACAGAAACUUUUAUCCAGUGCCCAUCAUUUUGCCAAACUUAAAACUGACUGGACACAUACCUCUCCCAGAACUGCCAUUGAGCGAGCAUGCCUUGCUUCAGUAUGCCCUGGUCCACUCUUUUGUGGAUUUUUUGGAAGAGGUUAGUCUAAGGUUACUACAAGGUGUGGAAGCACGACUGUGUCUAGACUUAGGAUUGGCCACACAUACAUCAUACACUCCUUUGUGUUAAAGAGAGAAGAGCCCCCACUGUAAAAAUUAAAUUUGUUCUAAAUCAAGACAAAAGAAAAACUAAAGUAAUCAAAGCAAGAUGGCUGAUAUAGAGCAUGAGUCCAGUCUUGACCUGGGCAAUGUAAUAAAACAUGAGAAGAAAGAAAGUCUUAAUGAAAUAUGUUUGAUAAAACAGUCAUGUGAACUACAAGACAUGAAAUUGUCACAUGUAAAAAUUGAGAAGACUGAAGGAGAUGAAGUAACUUCUUCUAUGCAGCCAUUUGAAAACUACUGCCAUGGUCAAACUUAUAAUGUAAUCCCGGGACAUCAGGCAAAUGAUGUUCUAAAGCAGGAGAUAAAAAUGUCUUGUACUACUGAAAGUGAUGAACCAUUGUCCUUAGCAUCAAGACUACUGGCUAUGUCAAACAAGGCAGACAGAAACUUUUAUCCAGUGCCCAUCAUUUUGCCAAACUUAAAACUGACUGGACACAUACCUCUCCCAGAACUGCCAUUGAGCGAGAUAAAAAACAUGAGGCAAGAAGAAGAAAUGACUUCAACAAAUGUAAUUCUAAAUGCAAUGCAAGAUCAUAUGGAACCAAGCCUAUCCAAUGAAAUUGUUUCAGAUAAGAUCAAGAAAUCUACUUGCACUGAUAAUCAUCAAAUAAUUAAACUUUUCACUUGCCAAAUUUGUCAAAAAGGAUUUUCUAGCUCUAAAAUAUUACAAAAUCAUGAGUUGAUUCAUGCUGGAAAAAAAACAAAUAAAUGUCAAAUAUGUCACAAAGGUUUUUCUUCGUCUAGUUAUUUGAAACAACACCUACUGAUUCAUACUGGUGAACUACCAUUUAAAUGUGACACAUGUGGAAAAGGAUUAUAUAAUUUUUCAUCUUUGAAACGACACCAACUUGUUCAUACUAGCAAAAAAACAUUUAAAUGUCAAAUAUGUCAGAAAGGAUUUUCUAGGUCUAGUCAUUUUGAACAACAUCAACUGAUUCAUACUGGUGAACAACCAUUUAAAUGUCAAAUAUGUCAGAAAGGAUUUUCUAGGUAUAGUUAUUUGAAAAAACACCAACUGACUCAUACUGGUGAAAAACCAUUUAAAUGUCAAAUAUGUCAGAAAGGUUUUUCUUCCUCUGCUAACCUGAAAGGACACCAACCAGUUCAUACUGGUGAAAAUCCAUUUAAAUGUGAAAUAUGUCAAAAAGGAUUUUCAUCGUCUAGUAAUUUGAAACAACACCAAUUUAUUCAUACUGGUGAAAGACCAUUUAAAUGUGAAAUUUGUCACAAAAGUUUUUCUUCGUCUAGUAAUUUGAAACAACACCAAUUUAUUCAUACUGGUAAAAGACCAUUUAAAUGUCAAAUAUGUCACAAAGGUUUUUCUUCGUCUAGUUAUUUGAAACAACACGUACUGAUUCAUACUGGUAAACAACCAUUUAACUGUGACACAUGUGGAAAAGGAUUAUAUAAUUCUUCAUCUUUGAAACAACACCAACAAGUUCAUGCUGGUGAAAAACCAUUUAAAUGUCAAAUAUGUCAGAAAGAAUUUUCUAGGUCUGGUCAUUUGAAACGACACCAACUGAUUCAUACUGGCGAAAAACCAUUUAAAUGUCAAAUAUGUCAGAAAGGAUUUUCUAGGUAUAUUUAUUUGAAAGAACACCAACUGAUUCAUACUGGUAAACAACCAUUUAAAUGUCAAAUAUGUCAGGAAGGAUUUUUUAGGUCUGGUCAUUUGAAACGACACCAACUGAUUCAUACUGGUGAACAACCAUUUAAAUGUCAAAUAUGUCAGAAAGGAUUUUCAUUGUCUAGUUAUUUGAAACGACACCAACUUGUUCAUACUAGCGAAAAACCAUUUAAAUGUCAAAUAUGUCCGAAAGGAUUUUCUAGGUAUAGUUAUUUGAAAGAACACCAACUGAUUCAUACUGGUGAACAACCAUUUAAAUGUCAAAUAUGUCAGAAAGGAUUUUUGAAGUCUAGUAAUUUGAAACGACACCUAAUUGUUCAUACUGGUGAAAAAAAAUUUGAAAUCAGUGGUUCACAAACUUUUUUGUCUCAUAGACCCCCUGUCAUGUUUUCUAGUUUUUGGUAGACCCCCUGGUAACUUAGAUGUUUCUGCAAAUUCAUCAACAUUUUAAAAAAGUAAUUACUAACUGUAGUGAGCUGAGAAGUGAAAAAGUAAUUUAAAGCUACAUAUUAAGUUAUAGAGAUCUAUCAUUUUUAUUGACGAAAUUCAAAUUUAAACCAAUGAAAAUAAAAAUUUAUUAAUAAUCAUUGCUGGAAAUGUUGUUGAUUGUUCUUUGCAGGUUUAUUAUCCAUACAAAUGAUAUUAUAUUUCAUAUAGGAAUUUGUUGUUCUAUGAAGUAGUUAUUCAAACAUUAAAUAUUUAUUAAUUUGCCUAA